UGUCGUGUAUUUACUUUAUCCCGUUAUUUUAAACUCCGUUGCAUGAUAUUUUAAAUUCAUAUUAUAUUUUUAGUGAUUUUUAUUGGUAAAGAUUUAGAUUUUGGUUAUUUUGUAAAAUAUGCACCGUAUACCACUGCUAUUGCCAACGCCUUCCGUGUAUUGGAAUCGUGAUACACCGGAACAUACCCUAUUUGAAAAAACAAUGAACGAAAGAAAUAUAGAAGAAACAGAAUCGUUCUUAUCUACCUUGGAUGAAGAAGCAGAAAAUUUCGGGAAUAGAAAAAGAAAGAUUGUUCCCAAUCAGAUUGAAGAUGCUCAACGGCUGGUAUAUAGUGAGCAAUAUUUAGAGGGUUUAAUGUUACUUAAUAACUUGAUAUUAAGUGCACCAAAGGAAUCCGACGCUUUGGAACAAGCCUUAAAAAUGCGAGGGGGCUGGUAUCUUCAAAAAAAUUACUUAGAGGGAGCUAUAAAUGAUUACGAAAUGUUUCUAUAUUCAAUUAAAGAAAGGAACGAUUAUGCGCAGUUAUGUGAAAUACAUGGAAGUCUUACUAUAGCUUAUUAUUUACUGCGACAUUAUGAAAAAUCAAAAAAGCAUAUGAGUUCUUAUAAUAAAUAUAAAGACAAAUUAUCAAAAGAAAACUCCAAUUAUGGUAUAUUGGAAAAAAUUAACACCCAUAUUAGCAAUUUUAAACGUGAACUAGAUGAUUUCAACAAUAUGGCUCCCAAAUCUAAUACCCCAUGGCAAGAUGUGCCAUAUCUAGGAUUUAAUGAGAGGAAAGAAAUUAAGCCAAUGUCUUCAGCUUGCACUUACAUAAAUAUCGAGCAAAACGAAAGAAAAUUUUACGGUGUUUAUCCCAAAGUUGAUUUGCCUAAAGGAAGUGCUGUUUUAUUAGAAAAACCCUUGAGUACAAGUGUCAAUGUGCCAUUAGUUCAAUGUGAACUAUGUUUGUACAGCACAAGUACAGCCUAUACUUGUCUGCAUUGCCGCUAUAAAACAUAUUGCUCAAUUACUUGCAUUGAAAAAGAUCAAAGGAUACAUCAGUACGAAUGUGCCGCAUAUAAAAGUCUUAUAGUAUAUAUUUUGGAUGCGCGAGAUCUGUACCGUUUAUUUAUAAAGGUAUCCAUGCACCUCGAUGAACACGUCUUCUCCCAAAAAACAUUUCGGAAGCCAACGUCGGCAGCAGAUAUUUUGGAAAAGAUUUGGGAGAGCGUGGAUAUUGAGAACUCGGAGUUUGGUUUUAUGAUCAAUAUAUUGCGAGUUAAACCAAAUUACAAGCAAAUAAACAAUAUGCAAUAUGCCACAUUGAUUGUAACAGCAUUUCGUUUAACAAUGUUUAUAUUCAGAAAAGCCAACUUGCUACAGCGGUUUUACAAAAAACUUCGAAUACGGGAUACGGAAAAAAUGGUUGUAGUCGGUGUCAUAUUGAUGCGGCUCUUCUGCCAUUUACUUUUGAACACCUUCGAUUUCGAAUUUCUGGUUCCGUUGAUGAGGAUAAAAGAGUCUUAUAAAACAGUUUAUGAACAAAUUGCAGAAUGGACAAAAAUUAUAAAUCCAGUUCGGUUGGAGAAUACGGAAAGCAUAAGCGAACGUUUCAAUAUAGCCGAAGCAGAAAUUAUUGAGUUCUCUACACGGUCUUUGGGAAUUUCAGAAGAACAAGGAAAUAUGGUUAUUACGAAUUUUGCGCCACUUAAACACACACAGUUAUGUAAUUUCAUAGAACGACCGCUUUCUACAUUCAAAGAUAAGUUAGUGGAACUAUAUUUUAGCCCAAGUGACAUGCAAUAUAUAAUGUAUGGUGAGAUGGCUGAUAUACCAACUUCUUUCAAAUCAAUAAGUGUGUCAAUAGCGGAAAUGUCACGUAUGGAACGCCGCAAAUUCGUACGCUCAUUUGUGAGUAAUUUUCACAUACACUUCUUGGAUUACUUCUUACAGUUGGGAGUACGCUUUAAUCAGGUGCAUCAGAUAUUAUCACUACAAUGCCCUACUCUACGAAAAUUCAAACAUUCAUGUAAUCCAAAUGUGAAUAUUGUUUUACUUGAUAAUGGUUUGCUAAUGGGAACAACCAUACGAGAUAUAAAAAAAGGAGAGGAGUUAGUUGUUUCAUACAAAGCAAAUUUUAUGCGGCAUACUCGUAUGGAGAGGACUGCAUUUUUGAAGCAUAUAAAUAUUCAAUGUCAGUGUAAAGUUUGUCAGAUUCCUGUGGAAACCGAGUCUAUCGAUAUCCGACAAGGUAUUUAUUGUGCAACCUGUCCUGCGCACAUUUUAACUCCGAGUCAAGAAAAAUGUUCCAAAUGUGGAAAAAAUUUCAACAUCUUGCUAUUAAAAUAUCGAAAGGAAGUGGCAGUAAUGGAACAUACCAUUGAAUCCCUUACGAAUCCUGAAUCUGAUGAAAGGAAACUGUAUUUAAUAAAUUCUAUACUUUAUCUGCGCAUUAAGAAUCACUUCGUUCCUUCGAAUGAACAUCGCAUUCAAGUUGAACUGAGAUAUGCAAGAUAUCUAGCAUUAAAAAAUUUUGCUCAACAAUCGUAUCAGGUUUUGAACGAAAUUAAAAUGAACACUGCUCAGCAUUACGACACAGAUUUCCUUUGGUUUUCUUUUUAUUCUGAAAUGCUACUAAUAAUAAAAAUUAUCAUGCAUUACAAUGUCGAUGAAAAACUUAACCCAAUGCCUCUAUGUUUUUUGGAAGACCUUUGUCAAUUUGCUUUAUAUGUACUAAAUGGCCAGCGUGAGAAGCUGUGUCUAUUAAAAAGAGAUACCAAGGAAUAUACUGAGAUAUAUGAUGAGAUAAAGAUUUUCAAGAAAUGGAAAGAGAACCUUCAUUACAUUGGUUCCAAACUUAAUACGUCUAUUUCCGAAGAAAAUAAGAGCAUAAGAAGCGAAACAGAAAAUCUAACUAACUUGGCUGCUGAAAAUAUUUGAUUGUAGUUAAAGACAUUUAUUUCAUUAAAAUUUAAAUGUAAAUUCGUGACGCACAUAUGAAGAAGAUAGUUUUCGUAUCUUGAAUAAUGUUGGUUUCAGUUUAAGUAUAAAUUGUUUAAUUAUUAGUCACUAAAGUGCUUGUGUCAACUUUGUUGAUUUUUGUGCAUAAUAUUGUAAAAAUGUACUUACAUGAAGUCCGGUUAAUAAUUUCUAUGUUUACGCGAAGUAAUUAUUUUUACUAUAUUUUAUUAAUUGUUCAACGUUUGUUUUAUAUAUAUAUAUAUUUUAUAUUGGUAAUAUAGUUUACGUAGAGACAAAGAAUUGUAUGUAUAUAUUUCGUACAUUUUCUGCUACAAAAAUUAUAUAAUUAUUAAUAAUAAAUUCUUUUAGGAGUUCGUCUUGAAUUCUCCGCAUACAUGUCUCAAUCUAUGAGAACAUUUUUUGUUGAAACCAUAGAUUUAAGAUAGCACGUUAUUUACGUAAUAUUAAAACUAUUAAAAAUGCUCAUGUUUAAAACAUAUAUCGUUAAAUAAACACGUUUUAAUGCUAAACAAAUUGUUAAAAUUUCUCUAUGUGAAUAAUACUCUUCAAAAUAUCUGGUUGCAUUUAGCUUGGUGCAUUACUUUCAUCAUUUACCAUAAUGAUAUGGAAUUCCACUUAAAGUAUCACUAGUUGACACAAAUGGUUUCUGAUCAAUCCACUUUGUCAAAUCAACUUGCUGAAUAUCGGCGCAUGGCAUAACGGGGUUUCUGGAAUAAGUUUUAACAAUUAUGUAAUUAUAGUCUUGUGUAAUAUUUUGUUAAAAUAAAAUUAUAUUUUAUGCAGACGGUUACUGUUAUUACUUACGAUUUAGAAAUGGUUAUGAAAGCUUGGGGCUGGAUUGAUGCGAUUUGAUUGCCAUUAUCGCACAGUAAACGAGCCAUGCUGGCUUUGCGAAUUUCGGACAGUUGUUCUAAAAAAAAUUAUUUAAUAUUUUAUUUUUAAUCAUAAAGUGAAUAUAAAGCUCAGCAAAAAAUUAUAUAUGUAAAUAUAUCUAUUAUUGAGUUGCAUAUUGCUUUGUACCAGUACGAAGCAUUGAGUUCAAAAAAGGCAAAAUGCUUAAAAUAUGCAAAGUAUUGUGUUUAAAUUUUUUGUACGCAUCGAAAAAUAAUACAAAAAAAAAACAUUUUAUUAAGCGUUAUUCAAAUUAUACAGGCUUUUAAAUAAUAAAGACUGGUUUAGAUUGACAACUGGUGAUAUAAAAUGGAAUAUAAUGCAUAAUACAAUUUGUAUGUGCUGAAUAUAAUGUAUAAAAUUAAUUUACUUUAUACACGAUACUCCGUUGGUCAUUGAGCGUCAAUAUAUGUAUAUGAACUUAUAAAAAUAUAUACAUACAUAUAUCAAGUAAAAAUAAUAAUAUUACCUUCAGUAAAUCCAGUCAAUCGGUCGCCAUUUUCAUACCAGAACCGAUCACCAACGCGUGUACGAUAGAAUUGUUCGGUAAGAAUGCAUAGGAACGUGGGGCCAGCAAGUGCGCCAGCCACAUGAGCCUCCACUGAUCCACCCACAGUAAGAUCUACAUCCUCGUGGCUUGCAUAUAAGGUUUUCAUUUUUUCAAUAACCUACAAAAUAACAGUAUAUAUUUUAGCCUAUUUUUAAAAGACAUUACAUACAUCGAGUUCAAUAAGAUCGCUAUAAUCCUCCCAGCUAUUUGCGCGUUUUACACCACAAAAUUCUCUUAAGUCAUUGUAAGACGCCAAUCCAUGGUCCCGAUUUCGCUGAAUAUCAAUAGCCCUCAGAUCACCGCCGAACGGCAUGUUGCGUCUCAAUAAGAAAUGCUUUAUCUAUAAAGUUAAGAGCGAAAAAAUAGUUUUUUACCAAUAAAUGCGCAACGACAUAAAUGGACAUUUAUUAAGAGAAAUUAUUCUAUUAAUUUUCAUACCUCUCUGUCAAAAUUGAUGUCGGUUAGCUCUUGGGGUUGUGUCGCAUGACCUCGAGUUAACGAGUCGAAAUUGUCGCCGACUUCAAUAAUGGCUGGACGAUUCAUCCAAUCGCUUAAUCGCAGUGAUCCCAAUACUGAUCGCAAUUCAGAAACCAAACUAAAAAUAGCGAGUCUUAUACAUAUACAAAGAAAUAAGUAAAAUUUUUACUUACUCAAGACGACCUUCUAUUUGUGAAUGAAAAUACCUAAAAGCAGCGGUCGCGUGUUCAUUCAAGACAGAUGGAUCAAUUGAGCUAUCGAAAUCGUUAAUGAAAUUUCGAGAUGAGGUUUUGUAAAUGAGUCGAUUCUUUAACAUAUUUUCGGCUCCUAGAAAUAUAGGCAACCACUCGUAGUAACUAAUAUGUUGAUAUUGAGCAAUAUUUAUUUUGCGUGCCUCUUGAAAUAGUGUGCGAUCAUUGUAAUGCGGAUUAAGUUUAGCCAGUGCAUCGGCAAUGCGAUUAUGUUCUCUGAGUAAAAUAGUGUGUAAAAUAGUUAAACCGGGAUUUUGAUUCACACGAAUGUCACCCGCUUGAUAACAGACUUCACCAGGUGGCGCGGCAUCACAGUCGCUAGAAGCAUUGCGCGAUGGAGGGAGAUAUUCGGCACCAUUCCUUUGAACAACGCGCAUACGGCCGCCCUGAAAAGCCCGGAUCUCACUAUUUUGUUGAAUAGAAUUGCCGUAAACUAAUGAGAGAUCCGCGUAUGAUGUUACAGCAGUCAAUUGUUCUGCUGGACCUUGCUCAUAAAGACAUUUAAUAUCACGAUCUGUUAGUGUACGCACAAAAUCCAGACACUCAGUGCCUACUUGUGAGUAUGCGGGAUCAUUGGGUGGCACAAUUAUAGGAUAACAUGUUGCGUGAGCUUCAUUCGAUGCUAUUAGGCGACCAUUGUCAGUACAACAGCGCGUUGGAUGCUUUUCUAUAUGCAAAGAGAGUAAUGUGAAAAAAUAUUAAGGCGUAAAAUUUAACCAGACAAAAAUUACAAAAAAAUGCUUACUGGCUUGUGUUCCUCCAGCCUGCAUACUCAUAUCGUGUGUCAUUAUCUGGCCCCAUUGCAUAUUGACUAGAGUAAAAUGCGGAUCUGGAACGUCCAUUUCACCGAAGACAACAAGUGAAAUUAGCCUGGCAUUUGGCAAUUCUUCACCAGUUAUUGAACGCGUUGGCAAUGAAAUCCCAUCUCCGUAUUUUGGUGAUAGAAGUCGUCCAUACCUAAAACAUUGCAAUACUCAAUUAUUUUUUAUUACAAAAUCAAAACCAAAAUGAGUACUAAUUUAUCGGCUGAUCGCGUACCCUCAACAAGACAAUACUGUUUAAAGCCAACUUGAGAAGGAUUAAAUCUAAUAAUUGGCCAACUGUAAGACUGAUGGCGAUUACUUCGCCGCCAGUUUCGAGCCUGAGACCGAUUUCGAAGCAAAAGGUAUAAUGGUAUCACGUUCAGUAAGAAUUUGAUAGUUGUUAAUGGGUUAGGGGUAGUCAGGAUUUCCAUUUCAUUUUCGUUAAGUGUAUUGUCUUAAAACUACAUAUUCCCUGAAUAUUUGAAGUUUAUCCGAUAAUUACUUUUUGAGUUAUUCGACAAAUAACAAGAGCGCUCGGGUACUCCAAAACGCUAGAAUCAAACUUUAAAUGCGUUUUUCUCAAAACUAUGUUUUUUGAACCGGUGACAACUAUAACUCGAAACCCGUUCGGUAGAUUUUAAUGAAAUUUAUACAUCUUUUGGAAUACAUAAUAAUACUGGACCUGAUCGAAGCUUUUUUAAUUUAGAUUUUUUAUGAUCAAUUAACCGAAAAUGUAGAAAAUUAUUUCCCGAGGCUGCCAUUUUGUUAAUUUUUGAAAAGAACAAAAACAAAAAAGCUUAGAUCAGGCAUAGAAUUGUCUAUUUAUACCUAACUAUUUUUUUCUUAACUGUCUGAUUUUAGAUGAAUCUCCAAGGACUUAUAGAUGAAUCUCCAAUGAUUGUCACCGCAAUGACCUUUUUUUGGAACUGGGUCAACACAAACAGCUAUAAGUUUGGAAAUUAUAAUUUUUUUUUCAAAUUUUCGUGACUUCAAGUCAAACCAUUGUUUAAUAAUGUCAAUUAUUACUUUUGUAAAAUAACAUGAUUUAAUAGCAAAAAAAUUACUGAAAAUUCUAAUUUUUCUAAUUGGACUAAUUUGAAAUCUGUGAGAACAUUUAUUUGUCCCCCUUCCGAGCAGCAGCAAAUACCACACAACAAAAAAUACAACGUACCUUGAAUUGGCAACUCCCACCGGUGGAUUAUCCAAAUGAUUACAGGAUCCAUCCAUGCUUCGGUACGCCGAAUUCUCGCAUCUAGCUGGAGUCAUGGCACAUAUUGCUUCGCCACCGAUAGGAAAAUGCGCGCCAUAAGCCGGAUUGAACUGAGCAAAUGGGUUGCUUUGCGCGGGAGACGUUGUGCUAAAAGGAUUAUUUACAACAUAUUUUUUUCUAUAAUCAUUUGCCAAAAUAUUGAAACGAGCAUAUUUGAAUAAGCAUUUGGUAUUGAAAUGCAGCAACACGGCAAUGUUUUAUGUUUCGUUAUGUAUGUAUUCAUACCCUUGUAUUCCAUUUGACAGCAGUAUUGGUGGGGGAGGUGGACUUUGAUAGCGUGGUGCGUUCCCUUGAUGAAACUCAAACGCUUGAUGGAAUGAAUUUUCACUGUGAACAAUAUGGUAUCCUGAACUUGAAAUUUUACUCAAUCCUUCAGUUAGGCAUCUUCUUGACACUA
Molecule: messenger RNA, 7601 nt
Organism: Zeugodacus cucurbitae (melon fly)
Lineage: Eukaryota; Metazoa; Arthropoda; Insecta; Diptera; Tephritidae
Exons: 13
Coding region: 119-2920 (933 amino acids)
Molecular function (GO): protein binding
Source: RefSeq, a predicted model, not a curated record